GAAUUAUGACGGAAAAUAAAAUCACCAUGACGUUCGGCUCCGCGUUGAGCAGUUACCUGAAUAGCUCUUAACAGAAUCCACCUCGGUCGGUCGAAACCGUAAACAUCGAUCAAAAUCACACCGCAAGACGCCGCGCUGCAGCCAUGUUCCCGCACUAGUCCAUCUUGGGGAACAUGUAUUGUCAUCCCGAUGGUUUUCUUCCACAUAGCGAGGACAUUUCGAGAGAUCUCCAGGAUGAAAAAGCCGCUGCCAUGCUCUUUUGUACCCCUUGUAUAACGUUUCCGUCGUUAGUUGUUGUUUGAAGAGCUACUUACACAGCACCGCGCACGGUGCCGGGAUAUUGAUCCGUGGCAUCCACAGAUUUAUUAAACGCGCACCGCGCACACUCCGCCACAUUGUCGACACAUUAUAGGGCUAAUCGAAUUACUCUUUAAAAAGGGAUUGUGCUUAUUACCAUUUGUCCCGGCAGCGCCACAGCACGCAAGAGUGGAAGGUGCGCAGUUGUAUAUGUGGCCGUGGCGGCAGAUCAACCGGUAUCAAUGCCCAGUAUUCUCCGUCCGGCACUGAAGAAGAUGGCUGCCGAUUCCCCUGAUACGCGUCGGAGGAAUCUCCUGGUGGAAUUCGAAGGCCCGGCCGAUGUGCCGACAAUUGUGGGCAGUUCGUUCUUCGAUGCGGAAGCGGAGGCUAAGGCGCUCCAUGAGGCGCUUAAAGGGUUCGUAGCAAAAAAUAAAGUUGUUAUGGACAUCCUAACAUCGCACAAUAACGGCCAGCGUCGCUCUAUCGUGGCUGCCUACCAUCGACUGUACAACAAGGAGCUGGCAUCCACCAUCAAGCACGAACUGAAUAUUAUGGGUCAUUACGAACAAGCCCUGUUGGCGCUGUUGCUGGAACCCGCUGAGUAUGACGCCCGGGAAUUGCAUCAUGCCUUGUCGGGACCAUUUACGGAUCACGAUACCGUCAUAGAAAUCCUGUGCAGUCGGAAUAACAAAGAGCUUCUGACCAUUUCCGCCAAUUAUUAUACUUUGUAUCACAAAGAACUGGAAUCUAUAAUCCGACACGACACCAAGGGAGAAUUCGAGCAUUUACUAUUGGCCUUACUAUCGGCUCACCGCGAGGAAAACCAAGCACCGGAUUUAGAGCUGGCCGAUAAAGACGCGGAUGAACUGUACCAAGCGGAAACUACCCACUGGGCGGGUGCUGAAUCAUCCUUUACUAGGAUCCUCUCGUCUCGCAGCUACCGGCAACUGCUCAUCACGUUCCGUCAGUUUGAAAAGCUGGCGAACGAGGACAUCGAGGAAGCCAUUAAAAAAAACAUGCACGGCGAGUUGCGAGCACUGAUGCUAUCUAUUGUGAAAUUCGUAAAGAACCGGCAUGAAUUCUUCGCGGAAUGUUUGUACAAGUCCAUGAAAGGACUGGGAACGAAUGACCAUAAAUUGAUUCGCAUCAUUGUUGGACGAUGUGAAAAAGAUUUGGGCAAUAUCAAAGCAGAAUUUCAGAAACUGUAUAACAAGACCUUGGAAUCGUUUAUUGAGGGAGACACGUCCGGGAAUUAUAAACACAUACUGCUUGCCUUGGUCGGCGUUCCGCAUCACCAGCUGAAGCACUGACUGAGAUAUUGGAAUAUGUACCGAUCUGGCAAAUUCUUGAAGGUUGACCGUUGGCGGAGGGUACUCCGAACGAGUUGGCAGUAAUUUAUUUCGCGCAUUGAGUGUGAUUGCCGCGACCUGUAGGUGGUUUUGGGUGCUACAAAUAUUAUUAGUAAGUAUUUAGUCAGUGGCGCGUUUCAGUUACGCGGCGGUGUGAAUUAGCCUGCUGAAAAGAGUGGAUGAAUAAAAAUGGUUGCGCUAUUUGAGAGAAACAUCAGCCGAUAGCAAAAUAACUGUAUGCAAAAGUUUAAAGUUCCUAAAUAGAAAAGACGGCUGCAUCGAGUUAAAACAGGGGCGAAAGGAUGUUUGUGGAGUACUUCUUUUCACCUAAUAGAUUCAUACUGUGAAAUCUUAUGAAAAAAGUACUCAUGUGUGUUUGACGUUACUGAUACAGUGUUACACAGAAGUAGACGAAACAUUUAAAAGAAUUUUAGUGCAGGAGUCCGACAUAAUGUAAAUUACUGGAUAUGAAAUGCUCGUGAUAGCAAAAACUGUGUAAACGAUCGGAUAAACAUGCGGUAAAUAUGACUCCACUACGUCAACUGACGGCUUCUCCCAAUGUGUGCUGACGACACCAACAAUGCCUGUUAAAGUAAUCGCAACAAACAUUCCCUUGCACCAUCGGAGCAACUAUUGCAAUAUUACCUGGCAUUUCAGACUUUUACAGGGAUUAUUCUGAACGGUUUUUACCGUUCAGAAUAAUUCCUA
This is a messenger RNA of Paramacrobiotus metropolitanus, 2354 nucleotides long. Its product is annotated as annexin A13-like. The transcript has 8 exons. Bases 540 to 1607 code for a protein of 355 amino acids. The record is from RefSeq and is a predicted model, not a curated record. Gene Ontology annotation, cellular component: cytoplasm. Lineage: Eukaryota; Metazoa; Tardigrada; Eutardigrada; Parachela; Macrobiotidae. Gene Ontology annotation, molecular function: calcium-dependent phospholipid binding; calcium ion binding.